UCAUUAAUUUUAAAAUCUCAGUAUCGAUAGUGUGCAGCUAUUUUUACUGUUUCGUGCUUACAAACAUGGCCUUAGUUCAGGACAAGAGCGAACAGUUCCGAAUUCGAGGAGCCCGAAGAUACGAUCCACAGUACACCCACAUCUAUCAUGAGCGUCUGGCGACGCUGCGACCUCGCUUGACGGCCGUUUCAGAAGAAAAAUGGGGUGCAGCUUAUAGAGUUUGUACAACAGACGAUCUGGUGGAGAACGAAACAGUCUGCCUGAUCGGAACUCUGUACAAGGAAAUGGAACGAAAGCCCAAUAUUCUACGUCAAAUGCGCCGUGACGCUGACAUACCGCCAGAGCCUAUCCCAUCUCGAUAUACCAGUGACACCGAUACCCUGUUCCUGGAAAGAUGA
This is a messenger RNA of Paramacrobiotus metropolitanus, 398 nucleotides long. RefSeq names its product DNA polymerase delta subunit 2-like. The transcript has 2 exons. The record is from RefSeq and is a predicted model, not a curated record. NCBI's taxonomy places the organism in Eukaryota, Metazoa, Tardigrada, Eutardigrada, Parachela, Macrobiotidae. Gene Ontology annotation, biological process: DNA strand elongation involved in DNA replication. The coding region runs from base 66 to 398 and encodes 110 amino acids. Gene Ontology annotation, cellular component: delta DNA polymerase complex.